Wallemia mellicola CBS 633.66 is the source of this 1603-nucleotide messenger RNA. RefSeq lists its product as hypothetical. Lineage: Eukaryota; Fungi; Basidiomycota; Wallemiomycetes; Wallemiales; Wallemiaceae. The transcript is spliced from 3 exons. Bases 1 to 1602 code for a protein of 533 amino acids. Gene Ontology annotation, molecular function: protein binding. The record is from RefSeq and is a predicted model, not a curated record. Gene Ontology annotation, cellular component: nucleus.
AUGAGCUUCUCUGAUUUGGCUGCUAAGAGAGAAGCCAGGUUGAAAACCCAGCAGAAGCGACAGGAAGCUGAAAAUGUGGACGCUAGACCAACUGAACUAUCAACAGAAGUACCAACCGAAGCCAGUACGUCUUCUCAUAGAUUGGAAGAAGAGGAUUUGAUAAAAGUACUGAACGUUGACGUGGAAAUACGACAAACAAAGGAUAAAGGAAGAGGUUUAUUUGCGAGGAGGGAUUUGAAGCCUGGCCAUACUGUUCUAUCUACAAUACCAACAGUUAUAGCUCUAGACAAACAACAUAUCAGUCAGUUUUGCUCAUACACAGCUCAAAGUGAAUAUGGUGGCUUGUUUGCAAGCGAGUUAGGUACAAUGAAGAAACUGGCGCGUUGUUCACUAUGCAAGACUAUCUUCUACGCAUCCAAAGAAGCGCAGAAAUCUGACUGGCCUAUCCAUAAGAACGAAUGUUUAUGUUUGCGUUCAUUAGGUUCUUCAUCCAUACCGCAGGAUUCUGUUCGUGCAUUAGCCAGGUUCGUCUGGAUGAAGGACCACAAGCGCACUCUUGGAGACAACGAAUGGGGUCAGUCUGUUGAAGAUAUGUAUGAUGCUUAUGACAAUUAUACCGAAGAGCAGAAGAUUGGUUUAGGGAAUAAGGCGAAAGAGUUCUUUGACUUUUUCACCCAAGGUGGUAAAGAUCGCGAAGCAAUGUCUAGAUAUAACCUAUCAAUUUCAUAUAUCAUGAGGAUGCUUUGCAAAAUUCAAACCAAUGGGUUUGCACUCUCAGGUUCAGACUUCAUGGAGAUUGGUACAGCAAUAUGUCCUCUUGCAGCAUGUAUCAACCACAAUCAGGAGUAUAAUUCAACAGUAUUGUUUACUCAGGAGGAUAACAGACUCAGUGUCGUCGCAUUUAAGGGCAUUGAAAAGGGUGAUGAGAUAACAACAACUUACGUAGAUGGUGCAGAGCCAUGGGAUGCACAGCGUAACCAACUACUUAAGCAGUAUCUGUUCGAUAUUGGUCCUGGACCAGAUACAGAUUCCAAAGUUGACGCGUUUGAUCAGCAUGAAGGACAAAAAGUCGCGUUGAAAUUGGCAAAACCAUUGCAAUCAGCUGAAAAGUGGAUGACAAGUGAUCCAAUUAAGGCUUUCAACCAACUGCAACCACAUUAUGAAAGCGUGGUAAAGACAUACCCACCUCAUUCAUACCAUAGAUUGAGAUAUUUGAGAAGCUGUUUUACAGCUAUGACUGCUAUUUCGUAUAUGGAUGAUAUGCCAUCGUGGGCUCCAUCUAUGGCAGUCGAAUUGGCUAAAGCUACACUAGAAUCAACAAAGGCAAUACUACCAUAUGGUCAUCCCGUACGCGGUCUGAUGCUAGUCGAAUUGUCUAAGCAAAUGUUAGCGAAUAGAAAUGAAGAAAAGGGCACUUCUGAGCAAACAGUUGUUAAGAAGUUAACAAACUGCAUAACGAUAACUGAAGAAGCACUUGCAGAAGUAAAGAUAGGCUAUGGGAAAGGAAGUUACUUCUCACGUGGCCUUGAAAAGCAGCUUCAGGAUAUAAAACUUGAGAUACAUUUUAGGAAUAUGGCACAGAUGUCGAUCAGUCAAAGUUAAU